AUGGAUAAGAUAUUUAUUACACAUUUACAAAAUCAAUCAAAUAACGUCAAAAAAUGUGUGCUUGCAUCAAUUCUAAUAUAUGGCAAGAACACGCAGACAACAUUCCCGGAAUGCAUAGGGGUUAAAGUAUAUUAUAAAAGUAAAUGUUUUAUAUGCAUUAUAUAUAUCUGGCAGCAUUUACCAAUGGCUCAAUCGGUUUCAGGCGGUAUUAACUUUGGGAUAAGAAUUUAGAUAUGAAUAAAUCGUAGUAAUUGGAAAUACUUUUGCAUUACUCAUGUGUUUAUUUUUGUUUUUAAGCCAACUAAAAGUUGCAUAUAGAUGCCAAGUAAAGUUUCUACAAAAAUGACGGAAAAGCACACAAAUAUUUCCGCUGCUUCUGAACUGGUGGAGAUCCAACUUCCUGCUGGAUUUGCAGCAAUGGAAACUCAAGUUGCUGGUCAUACGUUUGAUACAUCUUCUUUAGGUCUUUUGCAAGACAAGGGUGGCUGCGUGCUUAAACCAUUAGGCAAGCCGGAAUGUGGAGAACGUGAGAAGAAUUUUUAUGAAAAUCUUCAAGAAGCUGAAAAAUCAAAUGAUUCAAAUAUAUUGCAGCUGCUUAGUUCAUUUGUGCCAAAAUACCAUAAAACAGUGACAUUGGUUGUUAAUAACCGUCAGCACACUUUCUUGAAAAUGGAAGAUCUCACAAAAGGUAUGCGAAAACCUUGUAUAAUGGAUAUUAAAGUGGGUAAGCGAACUUGGGAUCCUAUGGCAUCUGAACAAAAACGUCGUGUAGAAGAACAAAAAUAUUUACGCUGCAAACAAGUUUUGGGGCUUUGUAUUCCGGGCUUCCAGGUUUAUACGCACAAAGAUUGCAAAGUGCUUCGCUUUAGCAAAGAGUAUGGUAAAAAUUUGGAUUGUGAUGGUUUCCGCGCGACAAUUGCACUCUUCAUAAAUGCUCAAAAUGGAGAAGUUUAUAGACCACUGGUUUUUGAAAUAUUAAAAGAGUUAUACAGAAUACGAGAAUGGUUUAAGGUGCAAACAGUAUACAAUUUCUAUGCAAGUUCCUUAUUGAUAGUAUACGACUAUGAACUCCUGGAAAAAUUCCUACUUCAAAAUAAUUCACACCAAGGUAAUGGCAUUUCACAAUUGACAAAUGGUGAUAUAGAGGAUAAUCGUAGCGUAAACCUAAAUGCACCCGAAAACACUGAAUAUAAAGCAAGUGGUGCACAAUGGGUUAAAGUAAAAAUGAUAGAUUUCGCACACGUUUUUCCCACAACAAACCAGUCUUUAGAUACCAAUUAUAUUUUCGGAUUAGAAAAUCUAAUCGUGGUAUUCGAAGAACUGAUGAACCGAUAACAAAUUUGGCACAAUAAGCAAUCUAAAAUAUUUUGCAUAAAGACUUUCUGGAAGACUAUUGUUAUUUAUACCCCUUACAUACACAACAUUAUGACCCAAAAUGUCGCCAAUAACUCUUGUAUAUAUAUAUAUAUAUAUAUGUUUCCGAACAAGUAUAGGAAUUCUAAUAUAAUUGAAUAUUGUUAAUAAAACAGGAGAAAAGUAUUAAUGAAUAAAAUAAUAAAUUUUCUAA
Messenger RNA from Bactrocera oleae (olive fruit fly), 1567 nucleotides. RefSeq names its product Inositol phosphate kinase 2 (gene Ipk2). The record is from RefSeq and is a predicted model, not a curated record. Gene Ontology annotation, cellular component: cytoplasm; nucleus. Lineage: Eukaryota; Metazoa; Arthropoda; Insecta; Diptera; Tephritidae. Gene Ontology annotation, biological process: inositol phosphate biosynthetic process. Gene Ontology annotation, molecular function: inositol-1,4,5-trisphosphate 3-kinase activity; inositol tetrakisphosphate kinase activity.